GCAAACGGGACAGUUUAUCUCUGUUCCUCGUCCAGCUUCCGCAUUGCAUCCCGCUCCGAGAUCUAGCCUUCUCCAGGACCGCAAAUGUUGCUACUCAGCUGUUGUCAACGUUCUGCUAAUCCAAAAUAUUCAAAAGGAGGGUUAACUUGGCUAAGAUAUACGAUUGUGCAGUCAUAGAAGACUUGAGCAUCGCUACUACGACAUCGUAGACGAUCUGGUCAAGUACCUCGCUCGGCUUCACUACUUUAUACUUUGCUGUGCGUUCCAGUUCAACAUGGGGUCUGUGACAUUGAUACCCGGUGUCAGAGAUGCAGACUCACUGCGAACGAUGUUUUCGACGGCGCUGUCAGAGAUGUACAAGAAAGAAGUGCCACUCUACGACGAGCUGCUUUCAAUCGUAGCCAAAGUCGAUGAUCAAAUAGCUAGCGGUCCCCUACCCGCGCGCCACCGGAUCGAAAGGCAUGGUGCGAUACGCCUCGGAACAGCCCAGGAGAUGCAGACCAUAGCCAGAUUAUUUGCACUCCUCAAUAUGCACGCAGUCGACUACUACGACCUCAGUCUUGUUGGCUUCCCACUACACGCCACCGCCUUUCGACCCCUGACUGGCGAAGCCUUGUCUCGAAAUCCUUUCCGUGUCUUCACCAGCCUUCUCAGGUUAGACCUCCUUCCAGCUGAGACAAGCAGCCUAGCUCAACAGGUCCUUGGCAAGCGCAAAAUAUUCUCUGAUCGUCUGCUGGAGCUGCUUGAUCAGGCUGAAACCACUGGCCUCACCAACUCAGAGCAAGAAGCAGAACUGCUGGAGGAAGCGCUCAAAAUAUUCAAGUGGCACGCGACGGCUCAGACUUCCUACGACUUCUAUAAGCAAUUGAACUCGGUGCAUCCCAUGGUUGCCGACAUUGCAUGUUUCCCCAGUGCUCACAUCAACCAUCUGACCCCGCGGACCCUGGACAUCGACCAGGUUCAGGAAGCCAUGCAAAUACACGGAGUGCCGGCUAAGGACAGAAUUGAAGGCCCACCACGAAGGAGAUGCGACAUCCUCCUGAGGCAAACCAGCUUCCAAGCCCUUGAAGAGCGGGUCCACUUUGUCGACGAGGAUGGCAACGUGACGGUCAGCCAUCAUACGGCGCGCUUCGGUGAAGUAGAGCAGCGUGGAGCGGCGGUGACACGGAAAGGAAGAGACCUCUACGACACGUUGCUCGAAAAAGCCGACAGCAUCAUCGAAUCUAAGGGGACCGCUGGCCAUGGCAUCAAUGACGACUGGCAGAGGGCUCUACAGGAGGCGUUUUCAGAAUUUCCAGACACAUGGGCUGAACUACGAGACCAACGCCUGGUCUACUUCAGAUACAUUCCCGUGACGGCGCCAAAUGCCCCGCUGUUGGAGGCGGAAGGUCAAGCGCUUAAGCUCUCUGAACUUCUGGAUUGUGGCCUCAUCAAAUAUGAGGCGAUCACAUACGAAGACUUUUUACCGAUUUCAGCAGCCGGCAUCUUCACGUCCAAUCUCAAGGGGUUCUCCAACACGAAGAGGAAGGAGAGCAAAGGAAACAGGAGUCUUCUUGAGCAAGCUCUCCCCACCAAGAUUCUUGACUCGACUGCAUUGUACGAGCAGCUGGAAGCAGAAAGUAUAGAGACUUGCCGGAAAGCGUUGGGUUUGCUCGCGAUCCAAUCAGACUGAGUAUGCAGCGUGCACUUAAGAGAACGGAUAUAUACCACACCCUUGUGGAGAAGAGAAGGUUGCUUCCAAGGCUAAACGCAAUCCAUCUCAGAAUUUGGAUCCUGAUUGGAGAACUUGCGUGAAAUUGUUAUCAUGGAAUAGAGUCUUCCAACUCAGUAAAUCUCGUCUGGUAACACAAUGCAAUUAGGGCUCCUGUGACCAAGGAAAAUAGAUCGCCACACAGUGGAUCCCUGCU
This is a messenger RNA of Exophiala mesophila, 1907 nucleotides long. RefSeq lists its product as uncharacterized. NCBI's taxonomy places the organism in Eukaryota, Fungi, Ascomycota, Eurotiomycetes, Chaetothyriales, Herpotrichiellaceae. Gene Ontology annotation, molecular function: oxidoreductase activity. The coding region runs from base 275 to 1672 and encodes 465 amino acids. The transcript is spliced from 2 exons. The record is from RefSeq and is a predicted model, not a curated record.